Planococcus citri (citrus mealybug) is the source of this 2829-nucleotide messenger RNA. RefSeq lists its product as uncharacterized. NCBI's taxonomy places the organism in Eukaryota, Metazoa, Arthropoda, Insecta, Hemiptera, Pseudococcidae. The coding region runs from base 373 to 2328 and encodes 651 amino acids. The record is from RefSeq and is a predicted model, not a curated record. The transcript is spliced from 2 exons.
UACAAAAUUGCUCAACAGCUAGGGGCAUCUUUUCCAAUCACUUUAAACCAUCCUGAAACAUAAAACAAUUCCCAGUAGUAUUAUUUUUUCAAAAAAUUCAAAAUUCAAUUAGGUAAUUAAAUAAAAUUAAAAAAUUUCAUUUCCUGCCCUGACAUCAUCGAAGCGGCACGUCCUUGACCAAUCAAAAGCCGCUACUCGUGCGCAACGCACCCCCCAAACCAGUUGGCAAACUAUCCAAAAAUGAUGAAAUUUGUCAACAAACUUUUAUCACCAAAAAUUCAUUCCGAUUUUCUGAAAAUGUUUUCUAUGGUACCUUCCUUUAUAAGUUUAAAUUAAAAGCUCUCAAAAUGUCAGUAGUAAGUGGUAAAUGCUAUGACUAAAAAUUUCGAUCGAGAUAUUGCAAAAAGCUUUUCCGUAAGUACCUUCCACUUUAUAUCUAAAUACAUAAGAUCUGGUAUUAUUUUUCUCUCAUGUGUUUACGGUGUAAUACGUGUGUGCGAACUUGCGAACCUACAACCUACAACUCGAAUAUCUUUUCCAAGAACAACCAAACGAUCCAAGACGACGACGACCAAAAUUAUGACUUCCCAUACGGCGAUCUGUGCAAAAUGUGGAGAACCUCUCAUCCCAAUUGAAAUUCAUAAUCAACUGCUUAUUACAACCUGUCGACACGUUUAUCACCAACAUUGCGUCAGCCAAGUACUUCGAGAUCGAGAUACACCUUACCAAAAUCCACGAAUUGUACGCUGCUCACAAUCAAGUUGUACUCGAUUCCUAUCGUCUAACGAUUUUUCAAGAAUUGACUUCACGUAUGUUACUUGUGAGCCACAGCAUGAGCAACCAGCACAUCCUGCGAUCAAUCAAAAUCAACUUGAUAUGCUCACCGGCCUGAAUAACCAACUUGAAGCCACAAUUAUGUCUAUGGCUGAAGAAAUGAAACAUCUCAAAAUUAGACUGGGAAAAGCUGAUAAAGAACUUGAAAACAUUAACAAUCGCUAUCACCACCUCAUGAACCAUCGAAUCAAUCAAUUAACAUCAUUAGGAGAAAGAAAUCCAGCAAAUUUCGUCAAUACUUCGAUCAUUCAACCUCAAACCAACUCGGCUUCAAACCAGCUCAACAUCAUACAAAUGCCUCUUCAUCACACAUUCUAUUUUGAUCGAGACAACCAACCCUCCUCCUCUUCAGCAUUGUCGAAUCAAUUCAAAGCACCACCACUGCCCCCUCCUUGGCCGCAGCCUCGCAAUGCUCCACCUCAUCGUGACAAUCUGAACGAUAAUUCAGGCUCAAAACGCAAACGAGAAAGUACAUCAUCUGAGGAUAAUUCUAAUGACAUUCAACAACCACUCGCCCCCCAUCGAAAAAAAAAGAAAUCCAAAGCCAGAAAACCUCCACCGAAACAAAUCAAAGGAACACCUGGAAAUAAGGGUGAUUACCACACUCGAUACCGCAAGCGAUACGGUACUGAUUCGAAGGAGCUUUUACCAUACUACCCUUUGAACUCAUACCCUCAUUCUUUCACCGCUGCGGGAUACGAAUUAGAAGAGGGCAUAUAUGUUGGCGCUUGGUUUGCGUUUAAUAUCUUAUUAAUCGGUGAUGGUCACAUUGCAUCGCUAGCUCGAUUUCUUGGAAUGGGAAAAGAAUACGAUAAAAUUUUGGAUCAAGGUUUAUACCGAAGAGACCUACUUCUUAAAGAUCUAAUUGAAUACCUCAACGAUUUCACCAGCCUACCACCAAGAAUCAUGUUGUCAAUCGGGAACUACGAUGUUCACGAAUUAACACCUUACCGAGAAUUUUACAAUGACAUGAACAAGCUGUGUCUCAUCUUACAGCGCCUAAAAGUAACCGAAAUUAUAUUAGUACCGCUCAUCUACCACCCUGUGAACAAUCAACGCGCGUAUGCAUGUAUCACACAAGUGUUGGAGAACAAUUGGGGCCUUUUAUUUGGAGCUGCAACUACACGCAUCACCGGAUUGUUCGAUGAAAUUCAUUCUGGUCACUGUUAUUUUGAUGACUUUGGACCAUACUAUCGUUUGGAAGAUUACGAAGAAGUUGCUACACGCAUACGAGAACAAUUCAUUCCAGCUGUUCUUCCUAGUCCCUCUGCCCUGCGUGCAGCACAGGCCGCUGCUCAAGCUGAAAAUGACGCUGCUGCAAAUCCAGUGCCAAACGAUCAAGCCGCUGCGAAUCCAGUGCCAAACAAUCAAGCUGCUGCAAAUCCAGUGCCAAACAAUCAAGCUGCUGCAAAUCCAGUGCCAAACGAUCAAGCCGCUGCGAAUCCAGUGCCAAACAAUCAAGCCUCUGGAGAAGACAACUUGCACGUAGACUAGCAAGAUAUCGCCUACCCUCACUAAAAUUUUGAAUUUAUCAGUUAGCUCACCUAUUAAAUCUUCAUCUGCCCAGCCUUGGAAGCUCAACACAUCUGAGACUUCUCAGGUUGAUUUUACAGAAUCUCCAUCAGAGCCCAAUACAUCGAAGACAAGCUGGUUGGAAAUCAUAAAUGAAGGAGAUGAAUUCGACGAAGCUGCUGAUAAAGUUCUUAAUCUCAUUGAAAAUCCACCAGAGACCCCCCCCCAUGUCGAUAUCGAGGAAGACAAAAAAUCCGAAAACAAGGAAGAAAAACUGAUUUGAUUAAAUCAAAAAACCACUGUUUCAAUUUGUAUCAUAUCAGUUCAUUUUUUUAAAUUAGCUUAACUUUUUUUUCACUGUGUAGCUACUAUUUUUUAGUUAAACUAAGUUUUCGCCAAUACAUUUAUGUUCAUGUUUAGUUCUAAUCUUUAUACAGGACCAUUUUUAUUUUAUGUUGAGAAGUAAAAUUUUUUAAUUUUCAA